This is a messenger RNA of Coccinella septempunctata (seven-spotted ladybird), 751 nucleotides long. Its product is annotated as inosine triphosphate pyrophosphatase. The coding region runs from base 130 to 717 and encodes 195 amino acids. NCBI's taxonomy places the organism in Eukaryota, Metazoa, Arthropoda, Insecta, Coleoptera, Coccinellidae. Gene Ontology annotation, biological process: nucleoside triphosphate catabolic process. The transcript is spliced from 2 exons. Gene Ontology annotation, molecular function: nucleoside triphosphate diphosphatase activity. The record is from RefSeq and is a predicted model, not a curated record. Gene Ontology annotation, cellular component: cytoplasm.
AAGUUAUAAUUUCUAUGGUCAAAACCCUAAAAAAUUAAAAACGAACGAAAUAGGAUAAUCUCAAUCUUGUUUUUUGAGUUUAAUCAAAAAUCUUUGCGUUGUUCAUCACUUUUACAUAUAAGUUUUAUUAUGAAGCGAAGCCUAACGUUUGUCACAGGAAAUGCUAAGAAAUUAGAAGAAUUGAAACAAAUACUUGGACCUACUUUUCCGAGAGAAAUCAUAAGUGCUAAAAUAGAUUUACCGGAAUUACAAGGGGAGAUAGAUGAAAUUUGUAUAAAAAAAUGUUUAGAAGCCAGUUCAUUAGUUAAAGCUCCAGUUAUUGUGGAAGAUACAUGUCUUUGUUUCAAUGCCCUCAAAGGUUUGCCAGGUCCAUAUAUAAAAUGGUUUUUGGGUAACCUUGGUCCUGAAGGGCUGUAUAAACUUCUUGCUGGGUUUGAAGAUAAAACUGCACAAGCUGUAUGUACUUUCGCAUAUCAUUCAGGUGUGGAAAGUGAAGAAGUUUUAUUAUUCAAAGGAAUCACAAAUGGAGAGAUAGUAGAACCUAGAGGUCCAAGGGACUUCGGAUGGGAUCCAUGUUUUCAACCUAAUGGUUUCAGUCAAACUUAUGCUGAAAUGCCAAAAGAGGAAAAGAAUAAAAUAUCACAUAGAUUCAAGGCUUUAGAUUUACUGAGGAGCCAUUUUAGCAUAGAAAGUAAUGAAACUGAAAUUGAAACAUAAGUAAAAGUUUCAUUAAAACAACAUGGAAAUAGUA